This is a messenger RNA of Fragaria vesca subsp. vesca, 2018 nucleotides long. RefSeq names its product protein SET DOMAIN GROUP 41-like. The record is from RefSeq and is a predicted model, not a curated record. The transcript has 4 exons. Lineage: Eukaryota; Viridiplantae; Streptophyta; Magnoliopsida; Rosales; Rosaceae. Bases 1 to 1938 code for a protein of 645 amino acids. Gene Ontology annotation, molecular function: protein binding.
AUGGAGAUGAGAGCGGGAGAGGAGAUAGAGCUAGGACGAGACUUAACCCCACCACUCUCUCCCCUCUAUUCCGCUCUCCACGACUCCCUUCUCUCCUCUCACUGCUCUUCCUGCUUCUCUCCCCUCCCUACCCCUCCCUCUCCCAACAAUUCCCACCCCGUCCUCCUCUUCUGCUCCUCCCUCUGCUCCUCCUCCGCCUCCGUCUCCACUGCCGAGCCUCGCCUUCUACGCCUCCUCCAUUCCCACCCCUCCACCUACCCCCACGGCGACUCCUCCGACCUCCGCGCCGCCCUCCGCCUCCUCCACUCCCUCCCCGCCUCCUCUCCCGCUCCCCGCAUCUCCGGCCUCCUCACCAACCGCCGCAAGCUCGAUGACGACCUCAGAAUUCGCGACGGCGCCAGGGCUAUGUUCCUCGCCAGGACCAUGCCGGACGACAACGACGCCGUUUUGGAUGUUGCUCACGACGACGCCGUUUCGGAGGAGGCUGCGCUGUGCCUGGUCCUGACCAACGCCGUGGAGGUCCAAGACCACACCGGCCGCACGCUCGGGAUUGCGGUGUACGAUUCCUGCUUCUCCUGGAUCAACCAUAGCUGCUCUCCCAAUGCCUGCUACCGCUUCUUACUGUCCUCGCCGUCGCAGCCGACGCCGCCGCAGUGCGACGAGACGCCGCUGCGUAUUGUCCCCGCUGGCCAACUUAUUGUGAAUGCAGAAUGCGAGAAGUUUGGUCCGAGAGUGAUAGUUAGGAGCAUCAAGAGAAUCAAUAGGGGAGAGGAAGUCACUAUUACGUACACUGACUUGUUGCAACCUAAGGCUGUGAGGCGGUCUGAAUUAUGGUCAAGGUAUCGGUUUAUGUGCUCGUGUAAGAGAUGUAGUGCAUCGCCCCUAACUUAUGUCGACCGUGCUUUGGAGGAUAUUUCUGCAGUCAAUUAUAACUCUUCCAGAUUCAGCUCAGAUAUCAGCUUCGAUAGAGACAAGGCAACCGAGAGAUUGACUGAUUACAUUGAUGAUGCUAUAGCUGACUAUCUGUCAAUUGGUAAUCCUGAAUCUUGUUGUGAGAGGCUUGAGCAGGUACUCACAGAAGGUCUUUCUGAUAAGCAGCCAGAGGGAAAUGAAGAAAAAUCAGAGUUAACUUACUGGUUGAACCCAUUGCAUCACCUCUCUCUAAAUGCAUACACCACAUUGGCUUCAGCGUAUAAAAUCCUUGCAGAUGACUUAUUAACUAUGUCUUCUGAAAUAGACAAUCACGUACUUGGAGCUUUUGGCAUGAGCAGGACAGGUGCAGCAUACUCAUUGUUGCUUGCAGGCGCAGCUCACCAUCUCUUUAACUCUGAAUCUUCCCUAGUUGUAUAUGUUGCAAAUUUCUGGACGUCCGCUGGGGAUUCUUUGCUAAAUCUUGCUAAGAGCUCAAUCUGGAGUGAGAUAGUCAGAUGGGAUUUGCCUGUGUCAGACAACUUGGAACUAUACCAUAUUGCAAAAUACAAAUGUCCAAGGUGCUCAUUGAUAGAUAAACUUGAAACCUAUUCACUUCAUGAUCCAGUUACACAUUCAGAUUUUGGACAUGCAUCGAGGGAGUUUGUUGAUUGUGUCACUAACUUAACACAAAAAGUUUGGUAUUUUCUGGUUCAAGGUUGCCGCUAUCUGGGACUUUGUAAGAAUCCUAUAGAUUUCAUCUGGCUUGACACUUCAGAAUGUUCAAGUGAAGGUGAAGUGUUUACUCAUUCUACUGGCACUAAUUGUGGGAAUGAUCGAAGUAUUUCUGGAAGUGAAGCAGAGGAAAACACCAACCUCUUAAGGAUGUAUAUUUUAAAACUCGGUGUCCAUUGCUUACUAUAUGGAGAAUAUCUGGCUAGAACAUGUUAUGGUAGGUAUUCCCAUUUGAUUUGUCAUUCUCAUAAUAUUUUAGAUCGUCAAGGGAAAUUACCAAAUCCAUGUCAUUAACUGCAGUAACUCAAAUAUUAACUUAGACUUGGGGGGUGUAUUGUAUAUGGAAUUAGUGGAAGUUUUAAAGAAGUCUAUGG